Molecule: messenger RNA, 994 nt
Organism: Neolamprologus brichardi
Lineage: Eukaryota; Metazoa; Chordata; Actinopteri; Cichliformes; Cichlidae
Source: RefSeq, a predicted model, not a curated record
AUUAACCCCACGCGCCUACGGUCCAUCUGUGUUUAUGCAUCAACAGAGAGCGCGUGGGGGGUUAAAGAAACAAAUCCGUCUUCGUGUUAACGACUCUAAACGUCCUGCUCGCGCGCUGUCUGAAUGUCUGUCGGGUUGUUCCCCGGCACGCGACUCCACACAGUCCAAUUCAAGUGCGCGAGCACACUCUCCCGGCUCUCUUUCUCUCGCGCCUGCUCGCGCGCAGGGCAGUGAGAAGCGCAAUGAUUUAGCGGCUUUUGAUUCAUUUUUCUCACAUUUAGCAUCGCAGCUGUGUGAUGCUACAUGUCGUUUUUGAUCUAUUUUUAUGUUUUACUCACUGGAUUCAGCGACUUUUUGCACUUUUGAUGAGCCUUUUUUUAACCAACUGCAUGUUUUGAAUGUCUCGGUUUUUUAUUUUAUUUUACGCACUGUGUAAGUUUGCACGGGUACCGGUUCCCUGCCGAAAUCCGAGAUAUUUGGAGCGAGCUGCUUGACUAACCCGGGCCGUGCUAGUGUUAGUGUCCCGGGUUAAAACCGCAGGAUGUUGACCAUAGUUCUCCUGUCUUGCUUCUGUUUGUGGACACGGGGCCAGCGCUUGGACCACGACAGCUGGGCGGACCAGGCCACGUUGUCCCGUGGACUCUGUCGCUAUGGAAACAGCGUGGAGUGCUGCUGGGGCUGGAAACAGUUGGACUGGGGGCGAUGUGAACCUCACUGCCAGCAGGGCUGUAAACAUGGAGAGUGUGUGAGACCAGACCAGUGCAAAUGUCACCCAGGAUACACGGGAAAGGCGUGUAACCAAGAUCUGAACGAGUGUGGCGUGAAGCCUCGGCCCUGCAAACACCGCUGCAUGAACACGCCAGGCAGCUACAAGUGUUACUGCGUGGACGGGUACGCGCUGCAGCCGGACGGCAGCUGCAGGAGUGAGUUACUCAUCGAGCGUUCGAUUCCCUUUCGCAGAAGUAUUUAUGCACGUGUUCAGUGUGAGCUAUAA